Magnolia sinica is the source of this 1399-nucleotide messenger RNA. RefSeq lists its product as uncharacterized. The transcript is spliced from 2 exons. The coding region runs from base 245 to 817 and encodes 190 amino acids. Lineage: Eukaryota; Viridiplantae; Streptophyta; Magnoliopsida; Magnoliales; Magnoliaceae. The record is from RefSeq and is a predicted model, not a curated record.
UCAUGCGGUAUGAGACGCACUCAAGAAUGCAUAUGCCCAAGACUAGCAAGAACGAGAAUUUACACUACGGCAAUAGAUAACUUAUCUUCGAAAAGAAGAUGAUAAAACCAUUACAGACCACAUUCGUACAUUCAAAGGCCUAUGUGACAAUCUAGCAGCUAUUGGAAAACCUGUUCCAGACCAAGAAAAAGUCUUCUGUCUUCUCACCAGUCUUGGUCCUCAAUAUGAAACUUUCACAACAACCAUGUUGAAGCCCCCACGACCAUCAUACUCUGAGUUGGUUUCUCAACUCCAAAAUUUUGAUCAAAGGCGCAAUUGGUUUUCUAGUCAUACAGAUGUACCGGCCUCAUCUCUCACUCAUCAAAUGACAUUCUAUGGUCAACAGCAGCAACGAUCUCAGCAAACUUCCUCAGGCUAUCGUGGAACCCCACAGAAGUUCACAUCCAGUGGGCGUGGAUUCCAGGCACAACAACAACAACAUAAGGACUCCAAUCGGAGCUACACAAACAACCCUCCUUUUGCCAAUUCACAGCACCGUCCUCCACCACCAGGUGAGCGUCGCAUGACUCCUGCAGAGAGGGAUAAAUACCGUGACCAACAGUGUCAAUACUGUGGGAUAAUGGGUCAUGUUGCAAAGAUCUGCUGGUGGGUACCCAAAAAAUUUACUCAUCAUGAUGAAAUCCCACAAGCACUUGCAGCACUUACCUUGGACAACACCAUCGCAAAUACAGAAUGGACAACAGACACUGGAGCUUCCAAUCAUAUGACAGGAUCGGGAAACAGGACAACCAAUGAUAACAGGGAGACGCAGGGGUGAUCUUUAUGUUCUACCAUCUUCGCCAGAACUAUAUUUUUCUCAUCGCUUCAAAUCCGGCACUGCAGAAGUUUGGCACCAACGCUUAGGCCAUCCUCAGUCUUCGGCUUUACAGUUAUUAAAAAAUAAGGGGCUAAUUGAUCUUUUAGGGGCAACAAAAUCUCAACAUCUUUGUGAUAGUUGUCAAUUAGGGAAGCUUAGUCGUUUACCUUUCUCUUGUUCUAAACAUUCAAGUUCUAGUAUUUUUGAAAAAAUUCAUUGUGAUUUAUGGGGACCCGCUCCUGUUUUAUCUAUUGCAAAAUUCAGAUAUUAUGCUUGUUUGGUUGAUGACUUCUCUAAAUAUACAUGGAUUAUUCCCUUACGUCAUAAAUCUGAUUUUUUUAAUGCAUACUUGGCAUUUGAAAAAUACGUUGCCAGGCAGUUCAACAAACAAAUUAAAAUUUUCCAUUCAGAUGGAGGCGGUGAGUUCAUCAACUCCAAACUUUCAACUCACUUUCUUUCCACAGGCAUUAUUCAUCAGAUAUCUUCCUCGUAUACACCUGAGCAGACUGGUGUGGUUGAAAGACGACACAGGACUUUAAGAGA